This is a messenger RNA of Talaromyces marneffei, 1905 nucleotides long. RefSeq lists its product as uncharacterized. Gene Ontology annotation, molecular function: NAD binding; UDP-glucose 6-dehydrogenase activity. Gene Ontology annotation, biological process: polysaccharide biosynthetic process; glycosaminoglycan biosynthetic process. The record is from RefSeq and is a predicted model, not a curated record. NCBI's taxonomy places the organism in Eukaryota, Fungi, Ascomycota, Eurotiomycetes, Eurotiales, Trichocomaceae. Bases 1 to 1905 code for a protein of 634 amino acids. Gene Ontology annotation, cellular component: nucleus; cytosol. The transcript has 3 exons.
AUGGAGUAUCUAUCUACAUCGCCGUCUACGACAGCAGAUGAUAGCUCUUAUGAUGACUCGACCGGUCCUACCACCCCGGAAAGUAUCAGCCCACUACUUGGCGCUGCGCGUAUUGAGGAUGCUCUCGAGACACCGCUUGCUCAAUACCUCAACAGCAUGAAGCCCCCAGUCGCCGCGAAGAAGCCUCCAUUUCAUACUGCCCCCAAUCAGAGGGAAGCUCUGUUUUCCAAGCCAGUAAGACAUAUUGCUGUGGUUGGAGCAGGCUAUGUCGGUGGACCGACUGCCGCCGUCAUCGCAUUGCAUAACCCGCAUAUUCGGGUAGAUGUGCUUGACAAAGAUCCACGACGUGUGCGCCGGUGGAACUCGCCUCAUCUCCCUAUCUAUGAGCCGGGUCUUGUUGAUAUAGUCAGAGUGAGCCGCGACGGAGCUAGUGCCCGGUUAAGGGAUGCUUCGGUCGAAGAUGCCCCGGUAGACCGCAUUCCCAAUCUGUUCUUUACGACUGAUUCGCAGACCAGUUUGGCCAAGGCCGAUGUGGUCAUGCUGGCUGUUAACACGCCCACAAAGACAUUUGGUGUUGGAGGUGGACGCGCGACUAAUAUGACAACUUUCGAUGCAGCAGCCAAAGAGGUGGCUUUAUAUGCCAGACCUGGCACGAUCAUUGUCGAGAAAAGUACGGUGCCUUGUGGUACAGCUCAGCGUGUGCGAAAGAUGCUCGAUGAAGUCCGACCAGGUGUUGCUUUUGAGAUUCUCUCCAACCCAGAAUUCCUUUCAGAAGGCACAGCCGUGCGAAAUUUGAUGAAACCCGAUCGUGUACUCAUUGGGUCGGCCAAGACUCCUUCAGGUCGUCGGGCUGCAGAGGCUCUCGCUAAUGUCUAUGCGGCCUGGGUUCCUCGUCCUCGAAUCCUAGAAGUCAACGCAUGGUCGUCUGAGCUUGCUAAGCUGGUUAGCAACGCGAUGCUUGCACAACGUAUAAGCAGCAUCAAUUCAAUCAGUGCUAUCUGCGAUAAAACGGGAGCCGAUAUCGAUGAGAUUGCCAAAUCAGCUGGUAUCGACCCUCGCAUUGGCUCACAGUUCCUCAAGGCUGGCCUGGGGUUCGGUGGUUCAUGCUUCCGUAAAGAUAUCUCCAGUUUAACAUACCUGGCUGAGUCGCUGGGAUUGCCUGAAGUGGCACAUUAUUGGAGUCAAGUCAACUCGAUGAACGAGUGGCAACGAGACCGCUUUGCUUAUAAGAUUAUUCAACGUUUGGAAGAGAACUUGGUCGGGAAAAAGAUCGCUCUCUUGGGAUUUGCUUUUAAGAAGAAUACCGGCGACACGCGUGAAUCGCUAGCCGUGGAUGUCAUCCGAGUUUUGUUGCAGGAAAGACCUGGAGAGAUUGCCAUUUUCGACCCCUGCUGCCUGUCCGAGGAUAUUAUGCGUGAAUUGGAGCCAAUCCUGGACGCUACCAACCGAGAACGUGUUCACGUGUACUCUGAUGGCUACCAGGCUUGCCAACAAGCACACGCAGUCGUUGUCAUUAACGACUCUGAUCCAUUCCGUCAAUCUCCCGCCAAGCAGCCUGUUAAAUCCAAUAUCGACUCAGUUGCGCGGACACCUUAUUACGAGACUUCUACUCAUAGCGCACCCGUCGUACCCGAAGAAGAUAUGGUCAUUGACGGAAGUCGCUUCAGUUACCGACCAGGCCAAUCACCCAUUUGCGCUGAGGAUUGCCCAGACUGCCAAUCGGUCAAAUUACGAGGAACAAUGUCAAGCGAGCCAGUCGAAUGGGCACGCAUUGCGUAUGGUAUGAAAGACCCUAAAUGGAUCUUCGACGGUCGUGGAGUGUUGGAUGUGCCGGAGAUGGAAAAAUUGGGUUACCGCGUAGAGACGCUGGGUCGUCAAACAAGCUCCCGUCAGAUUGCAUUCUAA